CUUGUAGUUCUUGCUACCGGUGGUUGUUCCGCCAGAUCAUUCGCGGAGAACCCGCUGCGCUUCGUCUGCUUCAUGAUCUAUCCGAGAGCAAAAUCGAUCAACCGGGUCACAGCCACAGAUCUUGUCAACGUUCUCUGUUUCUGCGUACCUGCCCAACACUAUAGUCAUCUGGGUCGGGACAAAUCCAAGACCCCGAGGAACUCCGAGCGGCCUUCGGGAUCCUCUCGACACCGUCGGAAACCCGAUCCUUUUGUUACCAGAGUUAAGGAAGUCGAAGACCCAGAUGAGGCGCUGUCUCUUUUCCACGAGUAUCGCCGGAUGGGCUUCAGACACGACUACCCUUCGUAUUCUGCUCUCGUCUACAAGCUCGCUCGGUCUCGUCGUUUCGAAGCUGUUGAGGAGAUUUUGAGUGGCAUUGAAGAGAAUGAUGUCCGUUGCAGGGAGAGCCUCUUCAUAGCUUUGAUUCGGCACUACGGGAAAGUCCAUUUGGUGGACGAGGCUGUGCGGCUAUUCCAAAAUAUGACUUCUUUUAACUGUACCCGCACGUUACAGUCCUUCAAUACGAUUCUUAACGUCCUUGUGGAGAACGACAAGUUAUUGGACGCAGCUGAGUUACUCCAGCGUUCAUACAAAAUGGGUUUCCGGCCAAAUUCGGUUUCUUUCAAUGUAAUCAUUAAGGGAUGGCUUGAAAAAGGAGAGUGGGAGACUGCGUGCCAGGUGUUUGACGAAAUGCUAGAGAAGCAGGUUCAGCCCACGGUUGUAACGUACAACAGUCUGGUAGGAUUCUUGUGUAGAAAGGGUGAUGUUGAAAGAGCCAUGGGCCUUCUUGAAGACAUGACUCACAAAGGGAAAUACCCUAACGCCUCAACAUAUGCUUUGCUGAUGGAAGGUUUGUGUUUCUUAGGUAAGUAUGAGGAAGCUAAGAAACUUAUGUUUGAUAUGGAGUACAGAGGAUGUAAACCGGGGCCCGUAAAUUUUGGUGUUUUGAUGAGUGAUCUAGGAAAGAGAGGUGAGACUGACAAGGCAAAGGAAUUGCUCAAAGAGAUGAAGAGAAGGAAGUGUAAGCCAGAUGUUGUGUCCUACAAUAUAUUGGUCAAUUACUUAUGCAAGGAAAGUAAACCUGCUGAGGCAUAUAAACUUUUGGUUGAGAUGCAAAUUGAAGGCCGUGAGCCCAAUGCAGCUACGUAUCGCAUGAUGCUUGAUGGUUUUUGUAAGGUUGAGGAUUUUGAAGGAGGGUUGAAGGUGUUUAAUGCAAUGUUGACAGGCAAGCAUUGUCCUACGGCUGAUACUUAUUGCCGUUUAGUUGAAGGGUUGUUGAGGGGUGGAAAUACAGAUGAUGCAUGCUUUGUAGUUGAAGAAAUGGAGAGGAGAAAGAUUGGAGUUGAGCUGGAGUCUUGGGAGGUUCUAGCUAGGCGUGCUUGCGGGGCAGAUGGAGGUGCAAUGGAGCUUCUCACUGAAUUGUCUUUGUAGGCAUUCUAGUGCUCUGCCUUUACCAGAAUUAUGCAGCCAUGGGCACAAUGCCAAGCUUCCCUUCCUACUUCAGAAGUGACCGAGAGGCAUAUUUUUUACCGAGAGGCGAGCCGCAUAAUUGACUGUAAAACGGCUGUCCGAGCAGGAAUUUUCUUUGUGUUUAAACUCCAUUAGUUAUGCCCAUGGCUGAUUGGCAUAAGAAAUAUGGUGUUGCCUAUGUAUACUGCCUUUAUGUGCUGUGAGAAUUAUGGAAAUGGGGUUGAUUAUGCUCGAACAUAUGUAUUUUUUCAUGUUCAUGAUAGUAACAUUGCAUGGUGACGAUCUGACUAUGUGCGAACGCUGGUUUCGACUGUUCCUAUCAGCUAUAUACUGUGAAGUCGUCAUGUGGGUGACUCGUCUCUUGAACGUGGAGCAAUUCAUUUUGGAGUUAAGGUCCA
Molecule: messenger RNA, 1907 nt
Organism: Rhodamnia argentea
Lineage: Eukaryota; Viridiplantae; Streptophyta; Magnoliopsida; Myrtales; Myrtaceae
Product: pentatricopeptide repeat-containing protein At1g07740, mitochondrial
Exons: 1
Coding region: 73-1470 (465 amino acids)
Molecular function (GO): protein binding
Source: RefSeq, a predicted model, not a curated record